Messenger RNA from Erinaceus europaeus (western European hedgehog), 2571 nucleotides. It is a transcript of the gene MAGOHB, whose product is annotated as mago homolog B, exon junction complex subunit. Gene Ontology annotation, biological process: RNA splicing. The transcript has 5 exons. NCBI's taxonomy places the organism in Eukaryota, Metazoa, Chordata, Mammalia, Eulipotyphla, Erinaceidae. The record is from RefSeq and is a predicted model, not a curated record. The coding region runs from base 73 to 519 and encodes 148 amino acids. Gene Ontology annotation, cellular component: exon-exon junction complex; catalytic step 2 spliceosome; nucleus.
GCGCCGUGACGUCACUGCCAGGCGCGGGGCCGCACGUUGGUCGGGCUUUCGGCGGGUUUUCCAGCAAGAAAAAUGUCUAUGGCCAGCGAUUUCUACUUGCGCUACUACGUAGGGCAUAAGGGCAAGUUUGGACACGAAUUUUUGGAGUUUGAGUUUCGGCCAGACGGAAAACUUAGAUAUGCCAACAACAGCAAUUACAAAAAUGAUGUCAUGAUCAGAAAAGAGGCAUAUGUACAUAAGAGUGUAAUGGAGGAACUGAAGAGAAUUAUUGACGACAGUGAAAUUACAAAAGAAGAUGAUGCUUUGUGGCCUCCCCCAGAUAGGGUUGGUCGACAGGAGCUUGAAAUUGUAAUUGGAGAUGAGCACAUUUCUUUCACCACAUCUAAAAUAGGUUCUCUUAUUGAUGUAAAUCAGUCAAAGGAUCCUGAAGGCCUUCGAGUGUUCUACUAUUUGGUACAGGACCUGAAAUGUUUAGUUUUCAGUCUUAUUGGAUUACAUUUCAAGAUUAAACCAAUUUAAAUCAUAUGUUUUUGUUAUAGUUUUUUUUUUUUACAUUUAUAAAUUUAAGGGAUUGAUUAAGGAAAGGCUUGUAUCUUUUACAGUAUUGGGAUUUUUAUGAAUGUGAAUACUUUUUUUUGUAUGCUAACUGAAAAUGAGAAAAUAGAAAAAGGCUUAAUGCUUAUCAUCAGUUGGGCCCAAAUGUGUUGGAAAGUCCCCAUACAUAUUACAUUUUGUAAAUAAAAUCCAUCUUUCAUUGUAAUUUUGCUCUAAUGAAGUGUAUCAAAGCCUGGAUGGAGAGCAUUUAUUAUUUUCAGAAGACUGUAUCUCUGAUUCAUUUUAAAGAUAAUUCCAAAGGGAUGUAAAAUUUUAAUUUAUUUAUUCAUUUAUUGGAUAAAAACAGAAAAAUUGAGAGGGGAGUGAAAGAAAGAGACACCUGCAAUACUGCUUCACAACUUGUGAAGCUCCCCCCCCCCCCCCAUGCAAGAGGGGUCUGUGGGCUUGAGCAUUGUAACAUAUAUGUUCAACUGAGUGUACCACCACCCCGCCCAAUUCCAAAGUGAGUUUGUAGGUACAUUCUACUACCGUACAAGUUUCUUUAGGUAUAUUCCUACUCAUUAAACACAAUAGUAAAACUUUCCUUAUUUCUUUUUUUUUCUAACUUUUUUUUUAGUUUUGUUUUAUUAGGGAAAAAAUGAUCUUCCUUUUUUUAUACUUGAUAGAAUUGAAUUUUAUUUUGAUGCUUGCAGAGGUUAUUUACAAAAAGUUCUGAUUUUUCACAUGUAAUGACCUGUCAACUUCCAUGUCCAUUGGAAAAGCAAUUACAGAAGCCAAACUUCCCACCUCUGCACCCUAUAAAGUUGCAUACUCCCAGAGGGAGAACAAGUAGAGAAGCUUCCAGUGGAGGAGCUGGGAUAUGGAACUCUGGUGAUGGCAAUUGUAUGGAAUUGUACCCCUUGACCCUUAAUUUUGUUCAUUAUUCUUAAAUCACUAAUAAAAAAUAAAAACUAAAUAUUAUAUAGCAAUAAUUUAUGGUGAACUGAUUUCAACGCUGGGGCCUUGCCCGUGUAUGACUUCACCCGAGCCUGCUUUUUUACUCAGACAGUGAGACCAGACAGGGAAAGAUGCCACAGCUCCAGAGCUUCCUCCUCUACCAUUGACAUUCCUCUGUAGUACUGGGACUUGAAGCUAGGCCACUCAUAGCAACAUAUGUAUUUAUCCAGUGAGCUGGUGAGCACUCUGGUCCAUGAAACUUAAGUUUUGAUAGUUCUGAGGUCAGCACAAUAUAUCAAUACAUCUCCUGUCACCUUCAUAACUAAAGUCUUUUAAAAUAACCAAGCGUUUUCCCAAGUGUUGGUUCUGUGCUCCAUUUCUCUUCUUUCCCCCUUCAUCUUUUCUAUCAAGUAGGUGUUCUCUAGAAGCUUGUUGAACUCGUUUUUUAUAUUUCCUGCUUCAGAUUAUUUGCUUUUAUAACAGCCUGAGGUGGAAGACAUUUAUUUCUGUCACUGUGGAAACUAAUUAGUUACAUUUUGCAUGAAUUUUGUCCCCACACAUAUACCACAGAGGUGUAUAUCCUAACACUGAUAAUGAUGUGUCCUUAGAUGUGGUCAAAAUAUGAUUCUAACUUAUCAUGAUAGUCAAAGUAAAACAUUCGAGUUUAGUUUUUGUAGUUGCUCAGCUCUGGCUUCAAGGUGAUCUAGGGGUUGAACUUGGGAACUCUAUACUUCAGGCAUGAAAAACUGCUGAAACCACUCUUCUAUCUCCCCAGCAGAGAAUUAUUAUUUUAUUAUACAUAUUUUUAUAUCUUUAUUUUGAGUUUUCAGGUUUUGUGUCUGCUUCUUAUCUAUAGUACAGGUAGGUAUUUAAUUUUAUUUAUUUUUGGCACCAGUUAUUGCUGGAAUUUGGUGCCUACCUUAUGACCUUGCAGUUCUUCUCCUGGAGAUAUAUCCUAAAAAAGCAAACACAUGAAUCCAAAGAGAUCUCUGUUUACUUAUGUUCACAGCAGCACAGUUUGUAAUAGUCCAAACUUAGAAGCAACCUACAUGUCCAAAAACAGAUAAGUGACUAAGAAAA